This is a messenger RNA of Nicotiana tabacum (common tobacco), 750 nucleotides long. The record is from RefSeq and is a predicted model, not a curated record. Lineage: Eukaryota; Viridiplantae; Streptophyta; Magnoliopsida; Solanales; Solanaceae.
AUGGCAAGGAGACGCAAACAAGUAGCACCGGUGACUGCUGCUAUAACUCCGGAAGCUCAGAAAUCCAAAGAUCAAUUACCAACCAGUCCAAAACGAUUGCAAUUUUCUGAAGCUGGUUCUUCAAAACCAUCUCCAGAUCCAGAUCUCACAGCCAAAGCAGAGAUAGGGAAGGUCAUGCAUGCAAAUGAGCUAAGACAACAGAACUCACAUAUGGGGAUGAGGUUGGAGUAUAUUCCACCAAGUCAUAGAGACGGUAAGAUUGUCAUUCAAAUAGAGGAAGAAGACGUAAGCGGGCUAAAGGAACACUGGGCUACUCCUCUAAUUGGGUAUGUACUUGGGGAUACUCCGUAUGAGAAAUCUAUGGAGAGCUAUGUUGAAUCAGUCUGGGAUUUUGUCAAUAGACCUCAGAUCAUAUAUCACCAAGAAGGAUAUUAUGUGUUUCGAUUCACAACAGUGGAGGAAAGAGACGCAGUCAUGCAAGCUGGGCCUUACUCAUAUCAUAACAAGCCAUUUAUUUUGCAGAACUGGAAGAGAGAUUUCCACUUUGAUCCUAAGUGUAUCACUACUAUCCCCUUGUGGAUUCACUUACCUAGCCUAUCAGCUGGGUAUUGGACUACUGAUGCAUUAAGCAAGGUGGCUACUGCUGUAGGUUUACCAUUGUACACUGAUAAAUUUACAGCAGAUUUGAACAAAAUUUCCUAUGCCAGAGUACUUGUGAAAGUUGACAUCACAAAGCCACUAGGAGAUUGA